AAAAGGGUUUUGCUGUGAGUUUUUGGUUAUCCAAGUUCUGAAUUCUGAAUUCUGAAUCCUUUCCCAUUUCACACUUCCCAGCCCACUCUAGUGCCCAUUUCAUGUCAUGCUCACUAGAUUCAGCUACAUAGCUACCUUCUUACACGCUUUCAAUUUUCCAACGCUCAUACACACAGACACGCUCACAACCUCACCAAAAUAGUUAUAUCUUCCCAACAUUUACAUUCCCACCUCUUUCCUUUUUCCCUUCACUAUUCUCGAGAUUCUCGCUAUUGCAUUAUCGUCCGCCUUCAUUCUGGGUUUAAGAUAGGGUUUAACCAGGAACACUGGUAAUAUAGUAACUCGUAGAAACUAGAAAGAGCUUUUAAGAAACUAAGAAAAGAGAAAAAAAUAAGAGAGAGAAAGAGAGAGAUAGAGUUCUUGUGUGGAGGCAAACCAAAAGACUUGGUCUUUCUCAUUGAUAUUUACACAGAUCCCUAUGGAAUGAAGUGGGUGUUCCCCAAUCUUCGCUUGCCGAGAAUUCAUUCCUUUUGCUUAGUUUAAAGAGACCCGUUUUGUUGCGUUCGUGAGAGAGACAUAUUUUUGGUGAGCUCGCAUACGAGGAGGAGUUCGGUUGGUAGAGGAGAAAAAUACUUUGCAUAGUUGUAGCAAAACAACAAAACAACAGCCAAGUUUUCUUACGCAGCAGAGGAGGCACGAGUGUUUCAUCGUUCAACACGAUCAUUAUUUUAUUUGCCAAGCAAUGAUUGCCUUGCAUUCCUUCUUCACUGUGUAGCGACUCCAAACCUUUUCGGGUGACUAAAAAGAAAGAAAACAAAAGCAGGAAGAUGAAGGGCAUGGACGAGAGUAACACCGAUGAUGGAAGCAAUCAUAACUGGUUGGGGUUCUCUCUCUCACCCCACAUGAACAUGGAGGUUACUUCAGCAGCCACUAUUCCCAACCCCACUGUUCCGACAACCUUCUACAUGUCCUCCCCUCACAUUUCCAGCUCAGGAAUCUGCUACGGUGUCGGGGGAAAUGGUAACUUCCAUUCUCCUCUUACCGUUAUGCCUAUCAAGUCAGAUGGGUCACUUUGUAUCUUGGAAGCUCUCAAUAGAUCACAAUCGCAAGUGAUGGCACCGAAUUCUACGCCUAAAUUGGAGGACUUUCUUGGUGGUGCAACUAUGGGAACUCACGAAUAUGGGAGUCACGAGAGAGGGGCAAAUGCAAUGGCUCUGAGUCUAGACAGCAUCUACUAUAGCACCCAAAAUGCUCAGGCACAACCCAACAGAGACACUCUCUCAGAAUCCUUCAGGCAACAAGGGCAUAUGAACGUCCAAACGCACCCUUAUUACUCAGGACUUGGUUGCCACGGGAUGUAUCAAGCACAGAUGGAGGAUGAAGCAACGAAGGAAGCGCACGCAUCAGUUUGCAGCUCCCUAAUGCCUCAAAUGACAGAAGAUAGUUUGAAAAACUGGAUGGCUUCAAGGGAAUAUUCAACUCAUCAGCAGGUUUUGGAGCAGGAAAUGAACUGUGGAAUGGGGAAUGAAGGAAGUGGCAUGUCUCUUGGAACUGUGGGGUGUGGCGAGUUACAGUCACUGAGUUUAUCGAUGAGUCCUGGUUCUCAGUCUAGUUGCGUCACUGCACCUUCUGGGCCUGAUUCUGUGGCUGUGGAUGCAAAGAAGAGAGGGCAUGUAAAGUUGGGUCAAAAGCAACCAGUGCAUAGGAAAUCUAUUGACACAUUUGGGCAGAGAACCUCUCAGUAUAGAGGUGUCACAAGGCAUAGAUGGACUGGUAGGUAUGAAGCGCAUUUGUGGGAUAAUAGUUGCAAGAAGGAAGGGCAGACUAGGAAAGGAAGACAAGUAUAUUUGGGGGGUUACGACAUGGAAGAGAAAGCUGCAAGAGCCUAUGAUCUCGCGGCUCUUAAGUACUGGGGACCUUCCACGCAUAUAAAUUUUUCGAUUGAAAAUUACCAUGUUGAACUCGAAGAAAUGAAGAGCAUGAGCAGGCAAGAAUACGUUGCGCACUUAAGAAGAAAAAGCAGUGGAUUUUCAAGGGGUGCUUCAAUAUACCGAGGGGUCACAAGGCACCACCAACAUGGAAGAUGGCAAGCAAGGAUAGGUAGAGUUGCUGGGAACAAGGACCUAUACCUUGGGACAUUCAGCACACAGGAGGAAGCAGCAGAAGCAUACGAUGUAGCCGCAAUCAAAUUUCGCGGCGCAAAUGCAGUCACGAACUUUGACAUUUCAAGAUACGAUGUGGAGAGAAUCAUGGCGAGUAUUAAUCUUCUCGCCGGUGAGCUUGCAAGGAGAAAUAAAGACAAUGAUCCAAGAAACGAGGGCAGGGAGUGCAGUAUGAAAAACAAUAACAAGGGUGUGAUGACAAGUGAAAAGCAGGAGGAAAUAGUUGAAGGUAGAAACAGCAAUGAAAACGAUCCAGAGUGGAAAAUGGUUUUGUUUAAUCAGGCUUCACAGCAGCAACAGUCAAAUGGCAGUGAGGAAAAAAUAAUGAACUGCGGAAAUUAUAGAAACAGUGCAUUCUCUGGGGCCCUACAAGAUCUCAUUGGGAUUGAUUCGGUGGAGGAGUGUAGCAAAAUAGGAACUCAUUUUUCAAACGCGUCCUCGCUGGUGACCAGUUUAAGCAGCUCAAGAGAGGCUAGUCCUGAGAAAACGGGUCCCUCGCUUCUGUUUCCAAAGCCCUCCAUGGAAACAAAGAUUGUGAACCCCAUUAGUACUAGUGUUACAUCUUGGUUACCCUCACCAACGGUUGAAAUCAGGCCACCUCCUGCUAUUUCUUUGUCUCACUUGCCAGUUUUUGCUGCUUGGACUGAUACUUAAGAAAGAUAGAUCCUUUUCAGUUUUCACAUUAUGCACUGUUGCUGGCUAAAUUGCACUCUUUCUUUUAUCUCA
Vigna radiata var. radiata (mung bean) is the source of this 2888-nucleotide messenger RNA. Its product is annotated as AP2-like ethylene-responsive transcription factor ANT. The transcript has 9 exons. Gene Ontology annotation, biological process: regulation of DNA-templated transcription. The record is from RefSeq and is a predicted model, not a curated record. Gene Ontology annotation, molecular function: DNA-binding transcription factor activity; DNA binding. Lineage: Eukaryota; Viridiplantae; Streptophyta; Magnoliopsida; Fabales; Fabaceae. The coding region runs from base 828 to 2816 and encodes 662 amino acids.